AACCAAGAGCAAAUGUCCAACGGCAGCUCCGUCAAUGAGUUCCUCCUCCUGCCAUUUGCAGACACACGGGAGCUGCAGCUCUUGCACUUCUCCCUCUUCCUGGSCAUCUACCUGGCUGCCYUYSUGGSCAACGGCCUCAUCAUCACAGCCAUAGCCUGCGACCACCGCCUCCACACCCCCAUGUACUUCUUCCUCCUCAACCUUUCCCUCCUUGAUCUGGGAUCCAUCUCCACCACUGUCCCCAAAUCCAUGGCCAGUUCCCUCUGGAACACCAGGGCCAUUUCCUACUGGGGAUGCAUUGCACAGGUCUUUCUGUUUGUCUUUUUCAUGUCAGCGGAGUAUUAUGUUCUCACCAUCAUGGCCUAUGACCGAUAUGUUGCCAUCUGCAGACCCCUGCACUAUGGGACCCUCCUGGACAGCAGAGCUUGUGUCAAAAUGGCAGCAGCUGCCUGGGCAUCUAAUUUUCCCUAUGCUCUCCUGCACACUGCCAAUACAUUUUCCAUAUCACUCUGCCAAGGCAAUGCUCUGGGACAGUUCUUCUGUGAGAUCCCCCAGAUCCUCAGGCUCUCCUGCUCAGAUUCCUACCUCAGGGAAGUUGAGCUUCUUGGGGUUAGUGUCUGUUUAGCUUUUGGGUGUUUCAUCUUCAUUGUGGUGUCCUACAUGCAGAUUUUCAGAGUUGUGCUGAGGAUUCCCUCUGAGCAGGGCUGCCACAAAGCCUUUUCCAUGUGCCUCCCGCACCUGACUGUGGUCUCCCUUUUUCUCAGCACUACAGCAUUUGCCUACCUGAGGCCACCCUCCAUCUCCAUGCCAUCUCUGGAUUUGGUUGUAGCUGUUCUGUACUCAGUUCUGCCUCCAGCACUGAACCCUCUCAUCUACAGCAUGAGGAACAAGGAACUCAGGGAUGCACUGAACAAGAUGAUUCAGGGACAGCAAUAA
Messenger RNA from Nothoprocta perdicaria, 936 nucleotides. RefSeq names its product olfactory receptor 14A16-like. The record is from RefSeq and is a predicted model, not a curated record. Gene Ontology annotation, cellular component: membrane. The coding region runs from base 13 to 936 and encodes 307 amino acids. Lineage: Eukaryota; Metazoa; Chordata; Aves; Tinamiformes; Tinamidae. The transcript has a single exon. Gene Ontology annotation, biological process: G protein-coupled receptor signaling pathway. Gene Ontology annotation, molecular function: G protein-coupled receptor activity; olfactory receptor activity.